Molecule: messenger RNA, 1997 nt
Organism: Vicia villosa (hairy vetch)
Lineage: Eukaryota; Viridiplantae; Streptophyta; Magnoliopsida; Fabales; Fabaceae
Product: F-box/kelch-repeat protein At3g23880-like
Exons: 2
Coding region: 43-1296 (417 amino acids)
Molecular function (GO): protein binding
Source: RefSeq, a predicted model, not a curated record
UUCACAAUAUUAAUUAAACAUUAAAAUUCACGUUAGACAAACAUGGCUCUCUCACCUAAUUUUUUCCCCAUGGAUCUAGUUAGCGAGAUCUUAUCCGCUCUUCCCGUGAAAUCUAUUCUGCGAUUCAGAUGCGUUAACAAGUAUUGCGACAACUUCGUUUCCGAUCCCAAUUUUGUAAAACUUCAUCUCAAGAGAUCAGCAGCACGAAAUCCGCAAUUCAUACUAAUGGCCGAUCACUACCUACAUAUCCCAGGUGAGUCCCCCUAUGGCAGUGACUAUGAUUAUGACGUUGAUGAAGCUUUCAUUCCCUAUUCUUUAUGCAGUUUAAUCGAUAAUCCCUCUUUUUCCCUUGAAAUUGAUCCUUAUUACUUGGUGAAAAACUUAAAUUACCGUAUAAUUGGUUCGUGCAAUGGAUUGAUAUGUUUAGAGGGUAACUCCAUCACCCGUGAGUAUUAUGAGUGUUGGUUUCGAUUAUGGAACCCAGCCACCAAGACAACGUCUCCGAAAUUCGGAUUCUUACGCUUAUUUGUCAAUACUCUCGCUGAUGAUGGCUAUUACCAAUUCAACUUCGGUUUUGAUGAUUCUACAGGAACUUAUAAGGUAGUGGCCUCAUGUUAUAAUAAACGUGAACUAAAAAGUAAGGUCAAAAUUCUAACUUUUUGUGAUUCUGUUUGGAGAGAUAUUGGAAGUUUUCCUGUUGAUCCUUUGAAUUUGGGCUCAGUUUUGGAAUCUGGUGUGUAUCUCAAAAGCACUAUUAACUGGUUUGCUAUUCAAAAUAAACUUCGCUAUAAUUAUAAGGAUAUUACCGCUGAACAAUGUUUUAUCACUUCCCUUGAUUUGAGAACCGAGACUUGCAAUAAGUAUUUAUUGCCUCGUGAUUUCAAAGAGGUUCCUCCUUCAGAGCCAAUUGUUAGUGUGUUGGGGGGCUAUCUUUGUUUUUCUUAUCGUAACGAGGAACCUUAUUUUGUUAUAUGGAAGAUGGAGAAAUUUGGAGCCGAAGAUUCUUGGGCUCAAUUCUUUAAAAUUAGUUAUCACAAUCUUCAAAUUGAUUAUGACUAUAGUGACAAAUAUAUAAAAUAUCAUUUUCAAUUGAAGCCAUUAUUCCUUUCUAAAGACGGUGAUUCAUUGAUACUAACAAGCAGUUUAAAAUCUCAAGAGAUUAUUUACAGUUGGAGAGAUAAUAGAGUGGAGCAAAUAGAAAUUGAUGCAAGUAGAACAAUUAAUGAUGAUACAACUAUGUAUAAUGCCAGGUGCACAGAGAAGGACUAUUUUGAAAGCUUAGUUUCAGUUUUAUGAAAAGAAUUAGAAGGACUGCCAACAACUAAGACAAUGUGGAAAUUAAAAAGCUUAGAAGAAGAGCAGCUAAGGCAGGGUCUGCCUAAGGAGGAUGGAUUCAAAGGAAUAUGAUUUGAAUUAGUUAGGAUUUUAAAAUUAAAUUACUACAUUGCAAUGUUUAUUACUUUUUUUGUUUAUGUUUAAGCCUGGUGAGAAAAACGCAUACAUAACUGUUAUUGACUUGUACCAGUUGAAGAAGGAAUUCUACAUUUUUUUUUUUUUUAAAGCAAGAGACUAAUAUUAUAAAACAACCACCAACCGGUUCAACAAAUACAAGACCAAACCAAAGAAAAUUACAAGCCGAUUGCAACUAUUAAGAUAAGUAAAAUAAUGGGUUAUUGCUAAACUCAUAGAAAUUACAAUAGGAAUGAGUAAUUUUCCCUAUAAAAGACCACCUCCACAUUAAUGCCUUAACACUCCAAACCACAUCCCUCGAGUUCCAAGAAGCAUUGUUGAAAACUAUAUCGUUCCUUCGAAGCCACAAACUCCAAAUAAUAGCCAACCAAAUAAUUCCCUCCUUUCCCUUUUUGACUUUCUUUUUCCGGCAAAAAGAACUCCAAUGACAAAACCCCUCCUUAAAAUUCGUAAAACUUAGAUAGUUCAUUCCUACCCAAUCCGACAUCUCCCUCCAAACAAUAACGGAAUUCCGACAAGAAAAGAAG